This is a messenger RNA of Pogona vitticeps (central bearded dragon), 1748 nucleotides long. Lineage: Eukaryota; Metazoa; Chordata; Lepidosauria; Squamata; Agamidae. The record is from RefSeq and is a predicted model, not a curated record.
UCAUUUUCGGUCGCUUACCUUCAUGAUCCUGGAACAGCUCAGCAAGCCACCAACAUUGCAUUUGGAGUCCUAGGAUUUCUGGCCCUCCUCUAUGCUUUGCUGGAGACCAGCAGUUGGGCUCGGCGAUCGCGGCUUCCAAAUAUAAAUUUGAUGCUCAUCGUUCAAUUCUUUGCCUACUUUGCUGGAUCUCUGGCAAACAUCUUCUUCAUUGUCACGCUUGGAAUUGGUAUUUAUUGGCUCAUUGUUUUCAAGGGUCAACAGGUUUCUGCUGUUGAAGUGAUGCUGCCAGCUGCUGGGAGCCAAAUAGAAACCAACUUCAUUAUCUAUGUGUUAUGUGCACUUGCGUUGAAGACUUUGGAUGUCAUACAUAUUUUGGUAAGCCAGCUAACGGUAUCCAUUUUCCUGAUCGACUGGGAGAAGCCAAAGGAGAAGCGAGUUUUGAAAGCAGGAGAUCAGGGGGCAGCUUCCUCUGUGAGUGCUUGGAGAACAUUUUUGAUAGCGAACGAGUGGAAUGAGAUCCAGACCCACAGGAAGGUUCAUCCUUCACUUCAGUUGUUUGCUGUCUUGCUGCUUUUGGAGGUGGUGGGACUGAAGAACCUCACAUCCCGAGACCUGAGUGUGAAUUUGCACCCAGAACCAGAUGCUUAUCGUGCACCAUGGAGCCCCAUCCUUCGGUUCGGAAUUGCUGCUUCAGUUUGGUUGGCCGUGGGACUUGUGCAGGUUAUAUUUUCUCUUGUGUUAUAUGAGCGGUUCGUGGAGGACAAGAUUCAUCAGUUUGUUGACCUUUGUUCUUUGAGCAACGUGUCUGUGUUCAUCUUGACCCACAGAUGUUACGGUUUCUACAUCCAUGGGAGAAGUGUGCAUGGAAAUGCAGAUGUUGAUAUGGAGACUAUGCAUUCUUACCUUAGGAAAGAGGAGGAAAACCUUUGUCCUCUUAGAGGUCUGGAGGCACAUUCUGAUGUGCAAACAUUUGAGAUGCUUCUCACUGACAGUACCCGAGCAUUUUAUGAGAGAAUAACCCUAGCUUUAAUGGAGGUUCCACAAGGAACCCAUGUCCGGCCGGAUCUCAAUAAACAAAGAAUGAAAAGCUAUCAUGCCUUGAACCGCUUUCUUAUCUCCUUCCUUGAGCAUAGGUACAAAAAUAUGGACUAUGUGGUGAAGGAUAAAUUUUUCCUGGAGCGGAUUAUGGACAUGGAAUUCCAGGAGCAAGGGGACGUGUCCAUUCUCUACAAUGAUGACAAAGCACUGUUCAGCAGAACACUCUUCUACAACCACGAGCUGGCACUACUCCUCUUUGAAACCCUUCUCUUCUGUGCUGUGGAUUUGGGGGCAAAAGACUUUGUGCUGGCCACAAUUGUCACCUUUGUUGUACAAAAGCUUCUGCAGAUCCUGCGGAGUGCCCUUGGAAGGAGGAACCUGGCAGAGAAAACCUUGGUGGAAAAGCAGUUCCUGAUCUAAAGCUGGAGGAGCAGCUGCAAGUUUAAGCUUUAGUGUGUGGAACUGAUGUGAAGAAUGUGGGAUUUUGUAUCUUUUAGUCCUUGGACUGUGGAGUCUGCAUCUUUAUUAUUAUUAUUAUUAUUGAGCAAAAACUCCACUCUGGAACUGCUCUUGAAUCUGAAUUUAACCUCAGAGCAUCUGAAGUAAUAUGUGGUGGGUCUUUGUUGCCAACUAUCUUUCUCAGCAUACCAAUGAAGGGUGAUGGUUUCACUUUUUAAAAAAAUACAUAUAUAUUUAUUGUAUUUUUUCUA